AUGCUCCUCAUACUAGCGCUCUUUCCCAUUCUUUUUCUAUGCGCUCUCGCCUUACCAUCCCAGCGUCGGGCUCCUUCCGGAAACAAUACAGUCAUCGUCCAGAUGUUCGAAUGGACUUGGGACAGCAUAGCUUCUGAAUGUACUGAUUUCAUUGGACCUUCUGGCUAUGGUUUUGUUCAAGGAAAGCCUUUUAGCCCACCGGAGGAACACAUUACCGGCACCCAGUGGUGGACGGAUUACCAGCCAGUUACAUAUACUUUAAUCUCAAAGCGCGGUGACAGGGAUGAAUUUGCAAACAUGAUAACGACGUGUCACGCCGCCGGUGUUAGAGUAAUUGCUGACACCAUCUUCAAUCAUAUGACCGGCAUGGACUCGGGUACCGGAGUUGCGGGUGAUACCUUUACCCACUAUGUAUAUCCUGGCAUAUAUCAAUACCAGGAUUUCCAUCAUUGUAAUCUCACCAGCACCGGUGAUAUUGAAGAUUACUCCAGUCGUGCGCAGGUCCAAACUUGCCAGCUGGAAGGCCUCGCGGACCUUGCGACGGAAACGGAAUAUGUUCGUGGGCGUCUGGCUGAAUAUGCGAACGACCUCCUUUCUCUGGGAGUUGACGGACUGCGUUUAGAUGCUGCGAAACACAUUGCUGCUGACGAUAUCGCCAACAUCACAAGCCGCUUUUCAUCGGCGCCUUACAUUACUCAGGAAGUCAUCUGGGGAGCUGGUGAGGCUGUCCAGCCAUCGGAAUAUGUUGGGAUUGGUGAUGUCCAAGAAUUCCGCUACACUACUGCUCUCCAGAACGCCUUCGGGGGUGGCAGCAUAUCUGGACUAGAGGACCUGGAUAGCCAAGGAUGGAUAUCUGGGUCGCAAGCCAAUGUCUUCGUAGCGAAUCACGAUACUGAAAGGAACGGUAAUUCUCUCAACGUCAAUUCGGCUAACAACGCCUACGUGAUUGCUACAAUAUUCUCGCUUGCUCAUCCAUACGGAACGCCUACUAUUCUUUCCAGUUAUCAAUAUUCGACGACUGACGAUGGCGCUCCUAAUAAUGGUGUGGGAACUUGUUCAGGUACAGGAGGAGCGAACGGGUGGUACUGCCAGCAUCGCUGGAUAGCCUUUACCGGCAUGGUUGGGUUCCGGAAUAAUGUAGGCUCUGCGGCAUUAACGGACUGGGUGUCACCCCAAUCCUCUCAAAUCGCAUUUGGACGAGGUUCCGCUGGCUUCGUAGCCAUCAAUAACGCUGCCUCCGACUGGACUUCGAGCUUCACGUCCUCGUUAGCCGACGGAUCGUACUGCGAUGUUAUUAGUGGAACAAGCUCUGAUGGCACUUGCACAGGUUCUGGUUUCACUGUAUCUGGCGGCUCGUUCACCGCAACAGUUCCGGCUUACAGCGCAGUAGCCAUCCAUACAGGCGCAACAGGUACAGGCUCUGGAUCUGGUAGCUCGUCCGGUUCUGUCGCAGUAACAUUUGCUGAAACCGCUACUACAACCUUCGGCGAGAAUAUCUUCGUGGUGGGCAGUAUAUCACAACUAGGGGACUGGGCGCCUGCGUCCUCUAUCGCUCUUUCAGCGAGUAAUUACCCUGUAUGGGAGGUUACUAUUAGUAUCCCUGCAGGUACGACCUUUGAGUACAAGUUUAUAAGGAAAGAAACGGAUGGUUCGGUGGUAUGGGAAUCGGACCCGAAUCGUGAAGCUACGGUUGUAUCUUCGGGUGCGACUCAGACUUUGACGACGACGUGGCGUUGAAAAGCAAUGAAGUCUCCCCCAAUCAGUUGUUGAAUUAGUAAAAGGAACUAUGUACUGACUGCCCUCAGUGUAAUAAUGAAUCUUUACAUUGAACCGCGGAUCGACACGGCAGACAGACUGGAGGCCCUGGUCCUGAUCACUGCUCAAGGGUCGGCAGCUACAGAGGAUGAUAGAUACAGUUCCGGAGUAUUCGCCAUCGGCUAUUGCCGCCGGCCCUAAAAUGAAAAGUUUAUUUCAAUUUCCCUUGAUCGAU
This is a messenger RNA of Desarmillaria tabescens, 1990 nucleotides long. RefSeq names its product glycoside hydrolase family 13 protein. The transcript has 19 exons. Gene Ontology annotation, biological process: carbohydrate metabolic process. Gene Ontology annotation, molecular function: cation binding; alpha-amylase activity; starch binding. The record is from RefSeq and is a predicted model, not a curated record. Bases 1 to 1737 code for a protein of 578 amino acids. NCBI's taxonomy places the organism in Eukaryota, Fungi, Basidiomycota, Agaricomycetes, Agaricales, Physalacriaceae.